This is a messenger RNA of Thermochaetoides thermophila DSM 1495, 954 nucleotides long. RefSeq lists its product as uncharacterized. The transcript is spliced from 2 exons. The coding region runs from base 1 to 954 and encodes 317 amino acids. Lineage: Eukaryota; Fungi; Ascomycota; Sordariomycetes; Sordariales; Chaetomiaceae. Gene Ontology annotation, molecular function: aldose reductase (NADPH) activity. The record is from RefSeq and is a predicted model, not a curated record. Gene Ontology annotation, cellular component: cytosol.
AUGGCGUCCUCCAAGACGUUUACCCUCAACAACGGUGUCAAGAUUCCGGCAAUUGGCUUCGGCACCUUUGCCAAUGAGAGGUCAAAGGGAGAGACUUACCAGGCAGUGCUGAAGGCUCUGGAGGUGGGAUACCGCCACCUGGACUGCGCGUGGUUCUAUCAGAAUGAGGAUGAGGUUGGCGAUGCUCUUCAUGACUUCCUAGCCAAGAACCCGAGCCUGAAGCGCGAGGAUAUCUUCAUCUGCACCAAGGUGUGGAACCACAUGCACCAGCCUGAGGAUGUCAAAUGGAGCUUUGAGAACUCGUGCAGCAAGUUGCGGGUGGACUAUCUCGAUCUUUUCCUGGUGCACUGGCCAAUGGCUUCAGAGAAGAAUCCAGAUAACACACCAAAGAUUGGACCGGACGGGAAAUAUGUGCUCAAGAAAGAGCUGACCGAGAACCCAGAGCCGACAUGGAGGGCAAUGGAGGAGCUCUAUGAGAGUGGAAAGGUGAGGGCAAUUGGCGUGUCCAACUUCACGAUCCCGAAGCUGCAAAAAUUGCUCCAGUUCGCGCGUGUGAAGCCAGUUGUCAACCAAGUUGAGAUUCAUCCCUUCUUCGCCAACACCGAAUUGGUCAAGUUUUGCCAGAAGAAUGACAUCCUGCCGGAGGCCUACUCCCCUCUGGGCUCACAGAACCAGGUCCCCACAACAGGGGAGACUCUGCGGGAGAACAAGGAGCUGAAUGAACUGGCCAAGCGCAGUGGUUACACGCUGGCCCAGCUGCUUCUGGGCUGGGGCGUGCGCAGGGGCUACGUUGUGCUGCCCAAGAGUUCGACACCCAGCCGAAUUGAGAGCAAUUUCAAUGUUCCUGAGCUCAGCGAUGAGGAGUUCCAGGGCGUUGAAGAGGUCUCUAAAGGCCGGAACACUCGAUUUGUAGACAUGACGCACGUCUUUGGGUACAACGUUUGGCAAGAUUAG